GGCGCUUCUACACGCGUCACAUAUUAGAGGAGGAUACGCUCAGGAUUUGGAAUGAGCGAGAGUGGGCUAGUUGUAGCGGAACCGAGUGACCACACAAAGAUAGGUACGGUCGGCCAGCCACUCUCGAAUGUCGAGUGUAAGGUGAUUGAUGUAGAGACGGGUGUGGAGGUGCCGGCCGGUGGCUCGGGAGAGCUUCUGAUACGCUCGCCGAGUAUUAUGCUAGGCUACGUCAACGACCCGGUAAGCACCGCCAACUGCAUGGAUUCGGACGGCUGGCUGCACAGUGGCGACAUCGUGCGGUACGAUGAGGAAGGAUUCGUGUACGUCAAGGACCGAAUUAGGGACACGAUGAAAGUGAUGCGAGACGGAGUAAUAACUAUAUACCUGACAUCAGGAGUUACAUUCCUAGCGGAAAUACCGCGCACCGGAAGCGGAAAAGCACUACGCCGCGUCCUGAGGCAAACAGCGACUGAAACAUGAACAGCUAGAACAUAAUAAAAUUCCCGGAUAACUUUGCUUGCGUUAAUGUUCAUCAGCACGUUAAUACUAAAUUUUUAUAACUAUUAAUUUUUAAUUACUAAUUUUUAUAACUUUAAUACUAAAGUUUAAUACUAAUUUGACGAGUAAUACUUUAACACUAUUAAUUUUUUCCACUGACUAAAUGAUUACGGUUUCUAUUAAAAAUGCUACUUGUUCACGCGAUGUUGGUUUUAAAGCCUAUAAUGUUUCUCUAGUGUCAGCUAUUUGCUGGUUAAUGCCUACUAAUCCAGUGAACAAGAAACUGAAGAUCUUAGCCUGCGUCUAUACACAUACAGUACCUCCCAUACUAUUACGCAAUCGAUAACGGGCGUGCAUUGUUCAAACAUAUUUUAAAUGUGAUGUUAAUCCGUGAGCUAUUCGGUAAUUGUGAAUAAAAAUCCAUCACCUAACCAAAAGAACAAUUAA
Priapulus caudatus is the source of this 945-nucleotide messenger RNA. Its product is annotated as 4-coumarate--CoA ligase 4-like. Gene Ontology annotation, molecular function: CoA-ligase activity. The record is from RefSeq and is a predicted model, not a curated record. Lineage: Eukaryota; Metazoa; Priapulida; Priapulimorpha; Priapulimorphida; Priapulidae.